CCGCCCUGUUCUCCAAGUUGCGUAGCUUCUCCAUUGGCAGCGGGCCCAACUCGCCGCAGCGCGUCGUCUCCAAUCUCCGAGGAUUCCUCACCCAUCGCCUCAGCAACAUCACACCGAGCGACACAGGUUGUUCACUGGCAUGCCAACAACUCGUACACCUCCAACUACAACAACCACACCAAAACAUGUAAAACCACACAGCAACAACAUCAAAAGCAGGAGCAAACACCACAGUUAACCAAAGCAACGAUAAACCACCUCAGAGCGGGCAAUUAGCGGAGCGGAAACGGAAACGGCCACAUUUGUAGCGAGAGCUAAGCAAUUUCCGGCUGUAAGAAUGGCAGGCCCGCAGAUCGGCGCUUAAAAGCUUUAAGGCAACAGAGAAGAGUACAAAAAAAGAAGAGAGAGAGAGAGAGAGAGAGAGAGAGAGAUAGAACAGAUAGAGAGAGACAGAGGAAGUCCCGAAGAAACUGGAUCAAAACGUUGUACACCUCAGCAAUUGAAAUUAAUUAAUUGCAACCAAAAUGGCCUCAUUCCAAAUACCUGUUAUCAACCUGGAGGUGCGCGAGGUCAAGGACAUCGUGUGGGAGAAGAUCCAGGAGCCGGUGAACCAGCGACGCCUCAUCCUCGUGAUUGUAUCGAUAGCCCUGCUGCUGGACAACAUGCUGUACAUGGUGAUAGUGCCGAUCAUACCCGACUAUUUAAGAGAGAUUGGCAGCUUCGAUGACGGGCCGACGCCCCCGCCUUUGAGGGAUAAUAUCACGGGAAAGAUCAUACCCGUGCAUCACGAUCAUCACGGGCAGGACUCCGCAACGGGCAUCCUAUUCGCCUCGAAGGCCAUCGUCCAGCUGAUGGUGAAUCCCUUCUCGGGCGGCCUCAUCGACAAGAUCGGCUACGAUUUGCCCAUGAUGAUCGGCCUGACCAUCAUGUUCUUCUCCACGGCAGUCUUUGCUUGUGGCAGCAGCUACAGUGUCCUGUUCUUCGCCCGAUCCCUGCAGGGAGCUGGUUCCGCCUUUGCGGACACCGCCGGAUUGGCCAUGAUAGCCGAUCGGUUCACCGAGGAAAACGAGCGAUCACAGGCCCUGGGCAUUGCGCUGGCCUUCAUCAGUUUCGGAUGCCUGGUGGCGCCUCCGUUUGGCGGGGCGCUCUACCAGUUCGCCGGAAAGGAAGUGCCCUUCCUGAUCCUAGCACUGGUGUGUCUACUGGACGGGCUGAUGCUGCUGCUGGUGAUGAAACCGGUCAAGGAGGCGAUAAAGCAAAGUAAGGACGUGCAGGACCAAGUAAUACCCAUCUGGCGCCUGCUGAUGGACCCCUACAUUGCCGUCUGUGCCGGCGCCCUGACCAUGUCCAAUGUGGCGCUUGCCUUCCUGGAGCCAACCAUCUCGCUGUGGAUGGAGGACAACAUGACCACGGACAACUGGAAGAUCGGCAUGGUCUGGCUGCCCGCCUUCUUUCCACACGUGCUGGGCGUGGUCAUUACGGUGAAGAUGGCCCGGAAGUAUCCGCAGCACCAGUGGCUAAUGGCCGCCGGUGGAUUGGCCUUGGAGGGCUUCUCCUGCUUCAUCAUACCGUUCUGCAGCGGCUACAAGAUGCUCAUGCUGCCCAUCUGUGUGAUCUGCUUCGGAAUUGCCCUAAUAGACACGGCUCUGCUGCCCACACUCGGUUAUCUGGUGGAUGUGCGAUAUGUGUCGGUGUACGGCAGUAUCUAUGCCAUAGCGGAUAUAUCCUAUUCGAUCGCCUACGCCGUAGGGCCCAUUAUCGCCGGCGGAGUGGUGGAGGCCAUCGGUUUUACGGCUCUCAACUUCAUGAUAGCCUUCUCGAAUCUGGCCUAUGUGCCCGUUCUGCGAAAGCUACGCAACAUCUACGACUUCAAGCCCUUCGAGAAUGAGGCUAACAUCCUGAUGCAGGACCCGCCCAACAAGGAGUACCAGACCUAUGUGAUGCACGACCAGAAACCAGUGGCGGGUGGUGUCAAGAACCACCUGGAGUACGGCCAGCAGUAUCAACAGGAGCAGGAGACCAAUCUCGAUGACCAGCAGUACGAGUACCAGCAGCAGCAGGGAUACCAGCAAGGAUAUCAGCAGGAUCAGGGCUACCAGCCGGGCUAUCAGGAGCAGGGCGGCAGCUACGCCCCGCAAGGUCAGCCCCGCGUGGCCAAUCCCUUCCAGCAGCAGCAACAGCAGCAGCAACAACAGCAGCAGGUCCAAAGCAGAGGUCCUGCCGCCCCAGCGAAUCCCUUUAGGCAAGGAUUUUAAACUGUUGCCCCACAUGCCCGAAAGCAAAAGAGAAACCCCUAGUUUUAAAUCGUGUUCUGUUGCACACCUCCGUGUGCAAUAUUCUGUUCUCUGUUGAACCCACUCUGAUCUAGACACAAGACACAUACACAUAUAUUAUUACUAUAGACAUAUAGGCAAGUGGUACGUACACUAUAACGAGCAUUACAUGCAGAUAGUUAAAAUAGCAGCUAGUUAAUGCCUUGCACCGCACCAAGUUUUGUAUCAUACACGAAUGUUGAAGCAACCGAGGACAGUGAUGGAAAUGGUAGGAUUUGAGUUUACUUGGGUGUGGAAUUGGCCAUAUUCGUACUAAGUUCUUGAUGGGAAUAUUAAUUUCAAAAUCCAAUUCCAAUUACGCACGCGAAAGUGUGAACUGAAAUACAAAACUCGUUUUGGUAAACUUUUUUUUAA
Molecule: messenger RNA, 2687 nt
Organism: Drosophila teissieri
Lineage: Eukaryota; Metazoa; Arthropoda; Insecta; Diptera; Drosophilidae
Gene: VAChT
Product: vesicular acetylcholine transporter
Exons: 2
Coding region: 525-2255 (576 amino acids)
Biological process (GO): transmembrane transport; chemical synaptic transmission; xenobiotic transport
Cellular component (GO): terminal bouton; membrane; AP-2 adaptor complex
Molecular function (GO): acetylcholine transmembrane transporter activity; xenobiotic transmembrane transporter activity
Source: RefSeq, a predicted model, not a curated record